Molecule: messenger RNA, 2060 nt
Organism: Condylura cristata (star-nosed mole)
Lineage: Eukaryota; Metazoa; Chordata; Mammalia; Eulipotyphla; Talpidae
Gene: TRIM16
Product: tripartite motif containing 16
Exons: 6
Coding region: 105-1862 (585 amino acids)
Molecular function (GO): protein binding; zinc ion binding
Source: RefSeq, a predicted model, not a curated record
ACGGCAGCUGCAGUCAUCUAGGCGUGGUUCAGUUGUUGGGCUUCAGCUGCACAGAUCCUGGGCCAGAGAGCAGAGGAAGGACAGUUCAGGCAGCAGUCUUCCAGAUGGCUGAGCUGGAGCUGAUGGUGCCAGGGCCGCUGCCCGGUGUCAGCACACACCCUCUGGCCACUCUCAACCCAGCUUCUGACUCAGCCAGCCCAGCAGAGGAGAACAUGGGCUCCCUAGGGAACCCUCAGGGGGAGAGCGGGCAACUGGGCAGUGACUCUGCAGAGCAGGGGGGUCCUGGUGGUGAGGGAGAGGAGGAGAUCCCGUGUGACUUCUGUCUCGGGGACAACAGGGUGAAGGCGGUGAAGUCCUGCCUGAUUUGCAUGGUGAACUACUGUGAGGAGCACCUGCGGCCGCACCAGGAGAACGUCAAACUGCACAGCCACCAGCUGACCAAGCCGGUGAAGGAUCGAGACCUGCGUACCUGCCCGACCCACCACAGCCCGCUGGUGGCCUUCUGCGGCUCUGACCAGCAGUGCAUCUGCCAGGAGUGUGGCCAGGGCGAGCACAAGGGCCACACCUUGGUCUCCCUAGAUGCCGCCCGCAGAGACAAGGAGGCUGAACUUCGGCGCACACAGUCAGAGCUGGAGCGGAAACUCACUCUGAAUGAAAACGCCAUCACUAGGCUCCAAGCCAACCACAAAUCUGUUUUGGUGUCGGUGUCAGAGGUGAAGGCCGUGGUGGAGGAGCAGUUUGGGGAACUCUUUGCUACCAUGAAGAAGGCCCAGAUGGAUGUGCUGCUCUUCCUAGAGGAGAAGGAGCAAGCUGCUCUGAGCCAGGCCAACAGCAUCAAGACCCACCUGGAGCACAGGAGUGCAGAGAUGGAGAAGAGCAAGCAGGAGCUGGAAAGGAUUACUACCAUCAACAACACUGUCCUGUUCCUGGAGGAAUACUGCAAGUUUAAGAACGCAGAGGAAAGCACCUUCCCUAGUGUUUACAUAGGAUUCAAGGAUAAGCUCUCCGGUAUUCGCAAGCUCAUCAUGGAUUCCACUGCACAUUUGGUCCAGUUGCUGCAGAACUACAAAGAAAAUCUCCAGGAGUUUGCUAAGGAAGAGGAAUAUAACAUCAGCACUCAAGUGUCUGCCUUUAUCGAGCGCAAGUAUCGGACCUCCAUACCGGACCCCAUCACCAGGCAAGAGUUUCUGCAAUAUGCUUGUGAUGUCACUUUUGAUCCGGAGACAGCACACAGGUAUCUCCGUCUGCAGGAGGACAACCGCAAGGUCACAAACACCACGCCUUGGGAACAUCCUUACCCAGACCUCCCCAGCAGGUUCAUGCACUGGCGCCAGGUGCUGUCCCAACAGAGCUUGUACCUGCACAGGUACUAUUUUGAGGUAGAGAUCUCUGGGGCAGGCACCUACGUUGGUCUGACCUGCAAAGGUAUUGACCGGAAAGGGGAGGACCGCAAUGGUUGCAUUUCUGGAAACAACUUCUCCUGGAGCCUCUCUUGGAAUGGGAAGGAAUUCACUGCCUGGCACAGUGACAUGGAGACCCCGCUGAAAGCCAGCCCUUUCCGGAGACUGGGGAUCUACCUUGACUUCCAGGGAGGGAGCCUCUCCUUCUAUGGUGUGGCACCUGAUGCCAUGACUCUGGUUCACAAGUUUGACUGCAAGUUUUCAGAGCCAGUCUACCCUGCCUUCUGGCUCUCCAAGAAGGAAAACUCCAUCCGGAUUGUGGACCUGGGAGAGGAACCUGAGCAGCUGGUGCCCACCCUAGCACCUACCCCAGUGCCCACCCCAGGGCCUACCCCAGUGCCCAUUGCAGAGCCCACCCCAGCAUCCACCCCAGUGCCAAACUCUGUGGUGGCUGCACCCUGACACUCCCAGACUUUUGAUCCAUAUUAUGCUGUUGUCUAUUUUUUCUAGUCACUUUCAGGCAUCUAACCCUUCCAUCAACUAAUGACAUUCUCCUGUCUGUCAGAUGAAUGCCACACUGCCCAGAAUCAGGAAUCAGCAGUCUUCAGGGCAAUCCAAAUGAUUCUGGGGUGUUCACAAUAAAUUGCUAAGUAUUGUGCA